Molecule: messenger RNA, 914 nt
Organism: Mangifera indica (mango)
Lineage: Eukaryota; Viridiplantae; Streptophyta; Magnoliopsida; Sapindales; Anacardiaceae
Product: auxin-repressed 12.5 kDa protein-like
Exons: 4
Coding region: 215-604 (129 amino acids)
Source: RefSeq, a predicted model, not a curated record
CCACCAUUUACUAUAGCCACUCACCCAUUUUUUAUUCUCCCACUGAAUAUGCAGCAAUAAACGAUUCUUGGAAAUAGUCAAUAUAUUAUUGGAAGAAUCAAUUUUUAAUGUAAGAGAUAUUUAGGUGUCCAUGUUUCUAUAAAAACCAGAGAGCUAAGCUAAUAAUAUUACUAGCGUUCAAGGAGAGAGGAGAGCUUUAGAGAAAGUAGUGAAGAUGCUUCUGGAUAAGCUAUGGGAUGACAGCUUCGGAGGUCCCCACCCUGAACGUGGUCUUGGCAAGCUCAGGAAGAUCACCACUCGGCCCUCGAACGUCAAAGAUGGUGAAGGGGAGUCGAGCAAGUUCCAGAGGUCUCUGUCAAUGCCGUCAGGUUCAACAACGCCGACGACUCCAGUGACACCAACGACACCGGCGACGGCCCGUAAGGAGAACGUGUGGAGGAGCGUGUUCCACCCAGGUAGCAACCUUGCCACUAAGGGUAUUGGUGCUCAGAUGUUUGACAAGCCCGUUCAUCCCAACUCGCCCACUGUUUAUGACUGCGACCAAACAAGGGCUAGGAGGAGGGAGGAAAACGUGGCAGUCUGCCUGAUGAGCGCGUUGAAAUAGAUCUUUUCAGAUGUACAGUGGGGAGACAAGGAGCAAGAACCAUCACUGAGGUGAUGAUGUGGAUGGGGAUGGGUUGCCUACUUAUGUAAAUACGAUCUUUUUUUUAAUUUUUGGGUUUCUACAAGUGGUGAUGUUAUUUCAAGGGUAAUGUUAAUGUGUAACGUGUCCUACGUAGACUGAGGGAGCUGACCGAGGGAUGUAUGGAGUAGUAGAAUAACGGGGACAUGUAUGAUGUUGAUAAUGUGAUGUGGGGUUUUGAUGAGCUGUUUUACUUUGUUGUUAGCAAAAUAAAAUAAUUUGCAUCUGUGAA